CCACCCCCCACCCCUCCCCCCGCCGAGCUGUGCCAGGGCUAUUAUGACGUCAUGGGUCAGUACGACGCCGCCUUCAACUGCUCGACGGGCAGCUUCCGGUUCUGCUGCGGCACGUGCCACUACCGCUUCUGCUGCGAGCACCGGGGGCGGCGCCUGGAACAGCGGCGCUGCACGAACCGGAACAGCCCCGGCUGGGCCCGCCCCCCCCCGCAGCCGCCGGCAGCGCCACCGCCCCCCCCGCAUCCCAUUGGUGGUGGUGGUGGAGCCCCCAGCCCCUCCCCCUCUUGGGUGGAAGGGGGAGGGGAAGGGAGGGGGGGGGAGGGGAGCGGCACCCCCUAUGUGGUGUGUGGGGUGGUGAGCCUCGUGCUGGCUGUGGCGGUGGCGGCCAGGGCAGUGCUGGGGAGGGGGGGGAGGGGGGAGCCCGGGCAGGAUGAUGGGGGAAGCCAUCCCCCCUCUGUCCCCAGGGCCCUCAUGGACGUCCUUCGGCACCAGGCGGGGGGGGGCCGGCCCGAGCGGCGCAGCAGUGGGGUCCUGCCCCCCCCGCCCCCCGACAAUGGUCCCGCCCGGCCCCCCAAAACCCUCUACAGCACCGUCAAGGCCUGCAAGGGCACCUGGGGGGGGGCCAUAGGGGACACGGGCCCCAACAGCUACGUCCACCUGGGCAUGGGGACCCCCGAGCACCGGGCGGCCACGCUGGACUGGCGGGGGCCCCGCGCGGGCACCCUGAGCUGCUCCCGCUCCUUCCACAACCUCUCGCACCCGCCCCCCCCCUACGAGGGGCCCCCCCCCCCGGAGCUGGGGCGCUGCACGUCCCUGCGGCGCCUGGCCGACCGGGACCCGGAUGAGCCCUGGCGCGCCUAUUGGGUCCCGGCCUGGGCUCCGCCCCCUCGCUCCGCCCUGCCGCUGGCUCCGCCCACCCCCCGCGGAGGCCCCGCCCCCCGCCGCGUGCUCUCGCAGGAGCUGCUGCUGGCGGGGGGGGGAUGGGGCGGGACCAUGCCCCGCGCGCGGGGGGGGGGGCGGCGCGACCCCGCCCCCUCCCCGCGGCCCCUCCCCCACACCGCCUCCCACAGCAGCCUGGCGGGGGGCGGGGCCAGGCCCGGAGGCUCCUCCCCUUCGCCGCCGGCUCCGCCCCCUGGCCCGGCCCCCCCGCCCCCUCCCCCCGCGCACCCCCCCCGCCGCCUGCAGCGAACCGGGAGCCGCACCGAGGUCACCGUGUGA
This is a messenger RNA of Pezoporus occidentalis (night parrot), 1218 nucleotides long. RefSeq names its product protein shisa-7-like. The record is from RefSeq and is a predicted model, not a curated record. Gene Ontology annotation, cellular component: postsynaptic density; dendritic spine membrane; AMPA glutamate receptor complex. The annotation marks the transcript as partial. Gene Ontology annotation, biological process: regulation of short-term neuronal synaptic plasticity; regulation of AMPA receptor activity. The transcript has 6 exons. NCBI's taxonomy places the organism in Eukaryota, Metazoa, Chordata, Aves, Psittaciformes, Psittacidae.